Molecule: messenger RNA, 5252 nt
Organism: Leucoraja erinaceus (little skate)
Lineage: Eukaryota; Metazoa; Chordata; Chondrichthyes; Rajiformes; Rajidae
Product: collagen alpha-1(XXIV) chain-like
Exons: 50
Coding region: 174-5252 (1692 amino acids)
Molecular function (GO): 2-oxoglutarate-dependent dioxygenase activity; methyltransferase activity
Source: RefSeq, a predicted model, not a curated record
GAGCAGGGGGCAGCGAUGCCGGGCGACACGUGAGGAGCGGACAAGGAGACACACUUGUACACACUUGUACACACUUGCCCUCCGCCCCCGCGCUCGCCACUCUCAGAUGAAGCAGCGGCGCCGCACUUCCCUGGUUUUGCUUCGGGGUUCGCUGUGUGGACAGAUGCAUACAAAUGCAUUUAGGAACCCAGAGGCUAAAGGAUAGAUGGAUCUGGCCCCCCGCCGGAAGGAAACUCCUCCUCUUCCUGGUCACAAUAUGCAUGGUUCUGGGAGUUGUACCUGCCCACUCACGAGGUGUAGACGUUCUGCAGAAUCUUGGCCUGACAGACCCCAGAGCGUUGCUGACAUCUUCUCCAGGAGCAUGGACAGGGGUCUCUUUACCUCGGGGGGUCAGCGUGGCAGAGACUGGCAUUACCCUGUCCGGCGCCGGGCUCGUUGAGGCACCGAUGGAGGUGGCCAUGCCAGGGAUGGCAGGAGGUGACCUGUCCAUCGUGGUCAGUCUCCGCUCACACCAGCCCAACAACGCCUUCCUGUUCACCAUCAAAAACAGAAACAGACUGCAGUUUGGAGUCCAGUUGCUGCCCAGGAAACUGGUUGUGUACGUGGAGGAGAAGCCCUCUGUGUAUUUUGAGUUCAGUGCCCACGAUGGCCGUUGGCACACGUUUGCCAUUGGAAUCAGCGGGAACGUGGCCUCCCUCUACUCAUCGUGCGGUGCCAACUCCUCGCGCAAGUCUCUCCCCGCUCGCCUCCCGGCCUUCCCUCCCGGCAGCCGGCUAACUCUGGGGAGGAUGAGCUUGAAGUCGGCGUCUUUCCAAGGCACCAUUUGCCAGCUGGACGUCUACCCCGACGCUGAAGCCUCCUCCAGCUACUGUGACCGCGUGAAGAAUCGUUGCCGGCGCGCCGACACGUACCGAUCGCUCCCCACCGCGGCCACUCGCCAGGCGUCACCGAGCUCCUGGACAACGGCGAGGGGAGAGACGGUAACAGCGCCGGCGCUGGUCAGUCCCCGGGAUAUGGCGCACGGGAACACGUAUGUAACUGCGGACACGUGGACAGUGUCCACCCUGUCACCGUUGACCUCAGCUAGCCGACCGGCCACGCACUCUGGUGAUGCGGUGAGACUCCACCAGGAAGGGCAUGGCCAGGUUGACCCUGGCAUUGUCCCCACCGCCAGCCUCCCGGCCAUCGGCAAGUCCCAAUCGCCGGCCAGUGGUGCCGAAACUCACGGCAAAACCACGUCCAAUGCUCAUGAGCUGCUACGUUCUAGCCAAGAAUCGGAGAGACAGGGGGAAGCUAAACUCUCCCAGGCCGUAGGCCACAUCUCACAGCAAAUACACACGAUCAACGCCACAUUGUACCGGGCAGUGGAGGAGAUGUCUACACAAGACCUGGACCAGGAGUGGGGUCAAGAGGCUCGUUCUGCCCUGGCUCUAGACUCAGCUGAAGCCAUGGAUGACAUUGAGAUUGAAAACUACCACUAUGAUUACGAGGACUUCCUGGAUUAUUUCGACCACGAUCAGCUUGGGCCCAAGGGAGAGCCAGGACCACCCGGUCUUCCAGGAAUGCCUGGUCCUCCAGGGUCACCGGGGAGACGGGGGCCGCGGGGGAUUCCAGGAGCACAUGGCAAUCCAGGCCUGCCCGGUCCACCAGGCCCCAAGGGUCACAAAGGAGAGCCGGGCUUGUUCCCCACGAAAGCAUCGCGUGGAGAGCAGGGCGAUGUGGGCCCUGUGGGUCUGGCUGGAUUACCUGGACCCCCAGGCAAAAAGGGUUCCAAAGGAUACCAAGGCUUGCCCGGACCUCCAGGGCAACAGGGUCCAGCGGGAUUGGAUGGCAACCCUGGAGAGCGAGGCUAUCCUGGAAGGCAGGGCUUGGUUGGUCCAGAGGGCAUUCCAGGGCCAAAGGGCAUAGGGGUGAGUGAUGUCUCAAAGCGGCAGCUGACUGGAAAACUGGUUCUUCCCGGCUGUUAUCAGGCAACUGAACCGACCUCUCACCAAUUAGAGAGCGGUCCUGAGUUCCCAGGCUGUGUGCUGAGCCCUCUGCUGUAUUCUCUCUACACCCACGACUGCAAGGCCAUCUCAGACUCUAACAUCAUAGUCAAGUUUGCCGAUGACACAGCAGUGGUAGGCCUAAUCUCAAACAAUGAUGAGGCAGCCUACCGCUCUGAAACCAUCCGCCUGGCAAACUGGUGUAGGGAGAAUAACCUGGAGCUGAACACCUCCAAGACCAAGGAGCUCAUAGACCUGACAUGGUCACACCACCUCAGCAGCCUGGUAAAGAAGGCCAACCAGCGUCUUUACCAUCUCAGACGGCUGAGGGACUUCAAGCUCCCCCUCAGGGUGCUCAAGAACUUCUACACCCAUACUGUGGAGAGCAUCCUGAGUGGGAGCAUCAUCACCUGGAGGGGGAGCACCACCGAGAGGGACCAACUGGCUCUGAGGAGGGUGCUUCGCUCAGCUGAGUGGACCAUCCAAACCACCCCUCCCAACCUGCAGGACAUCUACACCAAGCGCUGCAGUCCAAGAACCAGGACCACACUCACCCCAACAACAGACUGUUUUCCCUGCUGCCCUCAGGGAAACGGAAACAUUAUUGCCAUAGAGGGAGUGCAUGACGGUCCCCAACUGAUUCCUGGGAUCAGUGACCUUGGUGACCUCUUCACUAACGUAUUUAUUCACCUCACCAGGGAUAUCCGGGUUCAGGUGGAGCUCGAGGACCUCCUGGUGCUGACGGCAUUCCGGGCAAAGUUGGCGGUGUUGGACAACUUGGAUUCCCCGGCCUCCGGGUAUGUAGAGUUCAGAGUUCACACGGUCGGUGCAGUGGGCCUGCCGGGAUUAGCGGGCCUCCCAGGAAUACCAGGACCUCAGGGUCUGGUAGGCAACGUGGGCCAGCCUGGAUUGAAAGGUGAUAAGGGCACCGUUGGCCUGGCGGGACCACCUGGGGCGAGAGGGAAGCCAGGACCACAGGGUAAAAUGGGUGAUACUGGACCACAGGGUUUGCCAGGACUGCCAGGACCAGAGGGUUUCCCAGGAGAUAUCGGGAUGCCGGGCCCGAAUGGAGGUGAAGGUUCAAAGGGCGAGGCUGCAGAGAGAGGCCCAGCAGGACCACUUGGAUCAAAGGGCCUGGAGGGAACUGAAGGACCACUUGGGCCAGCGGGGAACCUGGGGCCUGUUGGCAGGCCAGGUCGGAAAGGCUACGCCGGAGAGGACGGGGUUGAAGGCAUUAAGGGCGAGCAGGGAGACGUGGGCAACAUUGGGAAGAUCGGAGAGCUGGGCCCCGAAGGGCUGCCGGGACAGAAGGGACCUCCUGGCAUUCUCGGAGAAAAGGGAGAUCGAGGAGAUCCUGGACCUUUGGGGCUACCUGGCGAGAAGGGAUCCGUGGGUUACAUGGGAUCACCAGGAACCUCCGGUACAUUCGGCCCAGAGGGUCAGCCCGGUGCUCCUGGACAAAGAGGGCCUCCUGGGCUACAGGGUGUGAAAGGGAGAAUGGGACCAAGAGGAAUGGACGCACUCCCCGGGGAACAAGGACCUCCAGGUAAAAAGGGGGAGAGAGGUGAAGCUGGAGCUCGUGGAGACACAGGACUGAUUGGAAAGGCCGGGAAUCCAGGGCCGCAGGGAGCGCCAGGUCCAGCAGGAUCGAGUGGACCUCCUGGCAACAGCGGGGAUAUGGGACCGUACGGCAUACCAGGGUUCCGGGGCCCGAAUGGUGAAGUGGGCUCAGCUGGGGGCAUUGGUGCCGAGGUAAACCGCUCUGUAUUUUCAUUCAGUUAUUCAAUGAAACGUUAUUGUUCCAAGUACCUGGGUACAAUGAAAUGCUUUGUUCUGUAUACAACUGGUAACAUCAUGUGUGGACAGAGUGGCAUCACGCUCCUGGCUGAGUCUUGGAAGGUGGUGGGCAGGCUUCAGGGAGCUGGACGGAGUUCUCUGAUGUUACAUUAUGGAAUGACAUUGCACUAUGAGGAGAUUGGUUUGUUGAUUACACAGGGACUUCCUGGGUCAGAGGGAGACGCAGGUCACCAAGGGGAGCCCGGAUCAAAGGGUGAAAUUGGUCCCCAUGGCAAUGAGGGUGAAUCGGGGCAAGCUGGAGCGAGGGGUGAGCCAGGACCCGCCGGAGAGGAUGGACCUCAAGGGAAAGACGGAGUCAAGGGCGAUCUCGGCAAUGAGGGCCCUGGAGGCGAGGGGGGAGAUCGAGGUGAUGGCGGUGUGCGGGGCAAUGCCGGAAGUCCCGGCACUCCUGGAAUCAACGGCUUGCUGGGGCCUGAGGGGACGCAAGGGAAACGUGGACAACAAGGUCGGGCGGGAAGAAAGGGAAAGAAGGGCCCGCAGGGGUCUGCAGGGGAGCAGGGCGAGCGCGGAGAGCGAGGGAGACCAGGCGACCAGGGGCCGAAGGGAGUGCGCGGGACGCGGGGAGCCACGGGACCUCGUGGAAUGAUGGGUCCAACGGGAGAAUCGGGACUCGUGGGAUAUCAUGGCCACACUGGACCGGCGGGUGCUCAGGGCCCACCUGGACCCAAGGGCGAGAAGGGCUAUCCCGGAGAGGACAAUCAUCUCCCUGGACUACCUGGGCAUCGAGGUGAACCAGGUCCCGCCGGUCCACGCGGAGAGCGCGGUGAACCAGGGGCCCACGGCUACCAGGGUCACGCUGGUGUACAUGGACCAAGGGGCAAUGUGGGCCAACAAGGCCAGCCGGGCGCUCCUGGCCAAAGUGGCACAGCAGGCAUGAAAGGCGAGAGAGGAUGGAAGGGUUUGAUGGGGAAAAAGGGAGCUCGUGGUGAAGCGGGAUCUGCCAGUUUACCGGGAAUGACAGGUCCACCCGGUGCCAAAGGAGCGGUGGGAUACCCUGGACCAGGAGGGAAUCCUGGGAGAGUUGGAAAACCGGGAAUUCCUGGAAUCCGUGGGCCAUCUGGGGACCUAGGUGAUGUUGGAGUGACGGGCGUGGAUGGAAGUCCUGGAGCGCAGGGAGCUCGUGGCGAACCCGGAGCGGUGGGAAACGGAGGCCAACGUGGACCAAAGGGGGAUGGAGGUUUGCAGGGCCAGCCAGGUUUCCAGGGGACGGGCCGGGGCCUGGCGGGAGUGCCGGGGGACCAAGGGGCCAUGGGGGAGCCCGGUCCCAAAGGCCGAAGUGUAAGUGUUGGAGACUGCCCCCACUGUUCCCCCCCCUCCGCUUUGAGAGGGGGUCACGGCCGAAGCCUCGCAUGUGCGCACGUGCGUGUGUCUCUGCGGCUGCCGAGGAAUUGUGUCCCCCGCCUGUUUUGA